AUGGCAAUUGCUCGUUAUUUAUUCAAACUACUUUUUAAUUGUGUUUUUGAAUAUUUUGAAAUUCAUCAGGUUUUAUUUAAUCCACAAAUGAUUGACUUAUUGUUUGAUGUCGAAAAUGAAACAACAAAUUUUCCUUUACAAGUUCAUUCUCAAAACACAAAGCUACCUUUUCUUUGGAAUAACGAUCCUUGCUUUGUUUGGAAUCAUUUGGUUUCUAAUCGACUUAGAGUUGAUAUGCAUGCAUAUGAUACAGAAUAUCUGUUUAAUGACAACGUCCAAGACAUUGAUAUAUUUAAUGACUUAACUCAAGGCCCUACCUCGAGAUUUAGAACUUUUGUGUUUGGUUUGUACAAAAUGUUGACUGAAGGGGGAAACAAAUUUUUAAAUAUUACUUGUACACAUCUCGACUCUAGACUUUACAAUCUUAUCAUAAAGCAUUAG
Messenger RNA from Meloidogyne enterolobii, 441 nucleotides. The record is from the annotation of a GenBank genome assembly. NCBI's taxonomy places the organism in Eukaryota, Metazoa, Nematoda, Chromadorea, Rhabditida, Meloidogynidae.